AUGAGAACUGAUUGGCGUACGACAAUUGGCCCACAGUUUUCUUUGUUGUUGGAUCUUUGUCAACUGGCUAAUAAUACAAUACACGAUGCUGUUCAUCGGUUUCUUCUGCAAUCAUUUGUCGCUUCAACUGUACUAAGUGAAGACAAUUUAAAUACACAAUUAAAUGCAACUUUCAACCAACUUUUUCUAUCAACAACUGUCAAUUUUGGAUUUCUUGCCGACAUAGUACAACUUCUUAUGCAAGUUGAUCAACCUUUUAUGGGAUCAGUACAAUUUAGUUUUACUUCAUUUGUUGCAAGCUUAAGUGCAGAUAUAACAACGAAUGGAAUGCUAAUUGAUUUAGCAACACCGAUAUCAUUUCUUUUGAACGGACCUACUGAUAUCAAUACGACCAAAAUCAACUGUAUUUGCGCAACAAAUUCUCAAUGUGAAGAUCCAGUCGCUAUCUACUUCAACGAUUAUACUAAUGACGCUGAUCAUUCCGAACCUGAGAUCACUCAUGUAAUUCCAGGAUCGGUAGCUGGCUGCUCUCCUAUUGAUUCUCUUCAACUUUCGACGCUUGAAUGUUUCUAUUCUGAUUCAGAUUGUUUUUCGGUCGUAAUGAGUAUCAUACAACAAACGUAUAUUAAUGCUGCUCCAGAUCCAAUGUGGUUUGAUGCACGUCCACUCAUUUAUGAUCCAACAUCGAGUCGCUUUCGUCCAAAUACCUCAGUUAAAAUGAUAAUUAACGACAUUAUGAUCGAACGAUGGAAUCCAUCUACUUCAUAUGAACAUUUUUAUGGAUUAUGUGCACCAAAUUACUGUACUUAUUCUCAAAAAGGUCAAAGGAAAACUAUUUUAGAAGUAGCAGUAGUAUUGGCAUCAUUAGUUGGUGGUCUUAUUGUCUCCUUACGUGUAAUUACACCUCAACUCGUAAAGUUCUUUAUUGGUUUGUUGGGAAUUAUAAACAAAAGACGCCAACAACAAGGGCAACAAAGAGGUACUUGUUGA
Adineta steineri is the source of this 990-nucleotide messenger RNA. Lineage: Eukaryota; Metazoa; Rotifera; Eurotatoria; Adinetida; Adinetidae. The record is from the annotation of a GenBank genome assembly.